Messenger RNA from Panicum virgatum (switchgrass), 964 nucleotides. Its product is annotated as NADH dehydrogenase [ubiquinone] 1 alpha subcomplex assembly factor 2-like. Lineage: Eukaryota; Viridiplantae; Streptophyta; Magnoliopsida; Poales; Poaceae. Gene Ontology annotation, biological process: response to oxidative stress; mitochondrial respiratory chain complex I assembly. The transcript has 8 exons. Gene Ontology annotation, cellular component: membrane. The record is from RefSeq and is a predicted model, not a curated record. The coding region runs from base 175 to 696 and encodes 173 amino acids.
GUCGUGGGCUGUCUGCCUGUCUGUGGGUCAGUCACUGACACGCAGGCCGGCGGCCAUCGGAGGCGGGGGCGGGGGCGGGUGGUGGAGACCGAUUCCGGCGAACCGCAGGCGGCGAAGAGGGGGAAGCAGCGACCUGUUCCAGCGAGCAGGCGCUGGGCGGAGUCGGAAGCGGCGAUGUCAAAGCGGCUGGUGUCGCGGUUGCUGGGGAUGUUCCAGUCGCGGACGCAGGUCGGCGUAGACAAGGCCGGCAACCGCUACUUCACCCGCGUCGAGGAGGUCGACGGCGCAAUGAAGGAGAGGCGGUGGGUGGAGUUCAAGGGCGCCGACCAGGACUCGACCACCGUUCCAGUCGAGUGGAUUUGCUGGUUGAAUGGCCAAAGGAAGAAAGCUCCAACACCAGAGGAAUUGGCUGAGCUGGAGGCAAGGCGUGAACGUGUCAGGCAAAACAUUGAACUUCUCAAAAAGAAAGAAGAAGAGGAAAGAAAGGCUGGUGUCCGACCAGUCAAGAAAAUUGGGAAAUCUGAAUCUCCAAAUCUCCAAAGUUUUGUGAAGCAGCAGUUCCCAGGGCCUGAGGAGGUACCUAGGCCUAAGGAUGCAACUGAUACAGAGGAUUCUACUGCAGAUACUGACAGGUCUUCCGAACCAACAGGAAUUGGUGCCACUUUUAAGCCAGGGACUUGGCAGCCCCCAACCUGAAUAUCAGCAGAUGGUGGUGCUAUACCUGAGCAUUUUUUUCUUUCACCUAUUUAUGUAACACUUUAACCUUUGCUCUGGAACUGGAAGAAACAGUCACUUGAAUUUCUUCUUCAGCUGCUCAAGCAUCCGUGGGAGUCGUUGGUUAUCAGGACGCCAUGUUGCCCCUGUAUUUUUGCCGAUUUCUCCUCUGUAAUUUGGUGGGCCGUUGUAGCAACUACAAUGAACUUUAAGCAAAGUUUGAAUCAUGGCUCUGUUAUGCUUCCUUCUA